AAUAUGGCUACUGCGAUGUACCCCGUCCUUGGGUUUUUAAGUAAACAUUGUUUCGUCGACACAGCAAUAGACGACGACGUGAUAUUGUCGUGAGAAGGACAGAGGGAAGUAUCCAGGUGUUUAUUUUGAUUUUAAUAUCUCCGAUUGUCGUAAACGCUCUUCUUUAAAGCAUCAACAGCAAAUCUUCGUUAGUAGGGCACCUGCUAAGUUUAUAGUGUUUAUGCCGUCUGUUGUAAAAUGAUAACGGAGCUUCUCUUCAAUUGAAUUACCACUACGGUAAAAUCGGAUUAAUUUCAGCCUAAACUGUUAGUAUUGGUGAGUCGGAUGAGUGUAGCCAUGUCUUAGCACAAACGAUGCGGUUGCGACGGACUGGCCAUGAACUUGCAUAUGAUCAGCUGUGCUCGAAGGUGGGGCUCUCCCACACGAAAUGCCACAUGUUUUCAGAUGAAGUCUAACGGAGAGAAGAGCUACUAGAACUAACGAUGGAUUCGGCAUCGAGAAUGUCUCUAGUGUUUGAGCGGCCAGGCUCUGACAUAAAGAAGGCCGGCUACCUGAAAAAGCUGAAGACAAUGAAAAAGAAGUUCUUCUUAAUGCGAUCAACAAGCAGCAGUGGACCGGCUAGGUUCGAGUAUUAUGACAGCGAAAAAAAGUUCCGUAAUGGUCAACCACCUAAGCGUGUUAUACAUCUUCAUACAUGUUUCAACAUCAACAAAAAGUCAGACACACGUAUAAAAAAUGCCAUCUCUCUUUAUACACGCGAUGACUGUUUCUCAGUCAUUGCAGAAAAUACAAUGGAGCAAGAUCAUUGGUUGGAAUUUUUGUUGGAAUACCAAACUGAAUAUUCAGAUGGUGUAACAGUGCCUCCAAGAAUACACUUUGAUUAUGUGUGGCAGGUGACAAUAAAACAGCGUGGCCUUGGAUAUACAAUCCCAGGAAUGAGCGGUACAUACCGCAUGUGUCUGUCGACAAAUGACAUCUGUCUUGUCAGGAACAACUCGGAUUUGUUCGAAUUCACCUUUCAGUUGUCCAGUAUCCGACGGUGUGGUCAUUCGGAUGGAUACUUCUUCAUGGAUGUUGGCCGUUCCGCACCAACAGGUGAGGGGGAGCUUUGGAUUCAGGUGGACGACACAGUCAUUGCACAGAGUAUGCAUGAGGUCAUCCUUAGUGCCAUGAGAACAUCCUCUAGCAGUGAACAGAGUAAUUUCCGACAACGUAGCAGCACAAACACUUCCACGAUCAAUCGGCCCCGGGACAGUAGUCAUGAUUUUAACGGACAAACUGCACUACGGCCACGAACAGGGAGUGAAGGUCAGCGAGUCCAUGGAAGUCCACGCCGACGUCCUAUGUCGUCCAUGGUAUGUCGACCUUCAGCUAGCAGCAUGGACAAUGGCACACAACAGAUAACCACAGGACAAAACUCAUUCCACUCGCAUUCAUUUGAUGCUCCUGGACAACCUUUCUAUGAGAAUCAGAACAUGGCACAUGCCCCGCUAAGUUUCCCAGCUCAGCAAAGUCACCAAAUUCAAGGUCACCGGGUUCGUUCCGACAGUGCCGGGUCACACGGAUCUCGCUGUAGCCAGCUAGCUUUAUCACCAGAUGCAUCCCUGUAUGGCUCCAGCCCAGGAGACCAAUUGUCACAUCGUUCAAUGACCCCUGAGGCAAUGCGUCCACCAAUCACAGAAGAAUCGUCCUACUUUGAUAUGUCCCCAGGGGCAGGGGUGAGAUCCACGACCCCGUCGCCCCCACACCCUUUUACAACUGACAGAGUUGCCUCAGAAGCUAUAGCGAUUACGGGGUCCAGCAGACAUGAUGGCUAUAUUGAGAUGAAGCCGAGUAGUUCACUAGGAAGCAGUGUUGGAGGAAAUGAUACAGGCUAUAUGGACAUGGCUAUAAAUCCACCUCAGUUACAGGAAAAAGUUUCAGGUGGCAGUGAUAAUUCCUACAUGAUAAUGGGUCACCAUGGUAACCGGCAGUCAUCCAUGUCGGUUCCGAUUCCACAGCGUGGGCCAAAGGAGGGUUACAUGGACAUGAACAUGACACCCACCAGUCAGCCUCUCCCAACAGUCAAAGAAGGAGGGAGUGGUGAGAGUUGUCUCCCCAUGACACUAACUGACAUGAGUCCUAGAUCUGCUGCAGACCUGAAGCCAGCUAAGGUUGUCAGCUACCUGUCUGAUGAUUCCAUGUCUGGAGAGUUCCCUAAACGGGCCUAUUCCUUGGGCAGUCGACCAGUCAGUAGUAAGAUGAUUCACCGACACACUCACGUCCCUGAACCCUCUGUCCCACUUAACCUGAAGGUCACGGACAAUGGCCGCAGCUCCAGUGCGCCACAUCUCAUUGUGCAGAAAAUAAAAAAUCAGGCUGCUGCUUAUAUGCCUAUGGAUGCCUCGUCGUAUAGUGCGUCAGUGAAAUCUGAUGAUUCAGAUUCUUUUAUGGAGCUAGAUUUCUAUCGUCCACGCACGGCAAGUGAAAGUUAUGGUUAUAGACCGAGAGCAUCAAGUUUUGGCAAAAUGUACAACACUCAAGGUCACAGACCAAGGUCAUCCAGCUAUGGCCAUAGUUCACGAGGUGGCAAACAAAUGGGCUCAUUUGAGUCUGUCCGUACGACUUCAAAGGAAUUUUUACACAAGCGAUCAUUUGAAUCCCUCGGUAGGUUCUCAACUACCUCUUCUAAAAAUUCUUCCUCAGAGUCCCUACGUAAACUAGAGACAUCUUCUAAGUCAUCACAGCAGUCAGAUUAUGUUGACAUGAACAUGAAUCGCAACUCUGAACAUAGUGGGUACAUAGAUAUGUCAAUCGGAGGUGAAGGUCAAAGUGCAGGUUCUAAGUGUAGUGGUACCUCGCGUAGCUCAUCAUCACAGAGUCUUAGUUCAUCCCCAGCUGUGAGUGGCUUUAUAAGUCCUAGUCGGCCAGAGAAAUCGUUACCAGACAUAAAAAUCAUUAAGGCGUCUGGUCAUGUUGUACAAAAACCAAUUGGAUUUACCCCAUCACAUACGGGAAGUUCCUCUCAUGGACCUGAUGGAAUUCCAACCCAAGCAGCUUUGUUUAGUCCAGUGGCUUUUAAUUCGGGUUCUGGUGGGGCUCGAAGUCCUUUGGUUAAAGGGCGCAGUCCAGCCAGCUCCGGAAGGGAGUCGGAAGAAGAGAGUUAUGUCCCUUACCAACCCGCAUCCUCGGACAAAACUGACACCAAUUUGAAAGGAGCCAGUGGAAAGGAUUCAACAAGUUCUGACUCUGGAAGGUUUUCACUAAGGAAAAAGAAGCAUAAAAGUGAAAAAAGUGAGAAGAAAGCUAUAGAAAAACAGAAAAAAGAGAAAGAAAUUUCUGAGAGUAAAAAGUUUGGAAGAACUAGUCCAAAGGAUGGCAAACAUAGUCCAAAAUCAGAAUCAAAAUUUCAGAAGUCAGCAAGUGUUCAAGAUGAUGUGUAUCUGGUCUAUGAACCUGGAAUGACACUGUCUGAAGAAAGUGAUAAGACAUCAAAUGUGUCCAAUAUCACAAGGAAGCCAGAGUCUGUCCCAUCAUACACGUCAAAAUCUGCCCCAGUUAUUCCAACUACUAGUAGCGAUUAUAUGGAUUUCAAGCCAGAAGUUUCCAAGGACAGCAGUGUUAUAAAAAGUAGUCAAUCAGAUGUAGGCAGGAAGGUAAAAGAUUUAAGCGAGAAAUCUGUUGAAAACACUGGGAGGAGCAAACAAGAUAGCAGUUCAUCAGUUCCGAGUUCCAAAUCGGAGCAUACAGAAUCUGUUGUUUUCUCAUUAGGGAGUACAGAUGAUUAUAUGACACAUUCUCCAUUGACAUCUGGGGAAAAUCAACAGGAAUCAUGUGACCGUUCAGUAGCCAAUCAGGAACAAGAGAAAAUGCCCACCAAUCUUGGAGGCGUUUCUGGGGAGUCAUACCAGUAUAUGGAAUUUGACCCUUCCACACAUCAGGUUCAGGAAAGUGAAGUAGAUGUCAAAAAUCCUACUCGUGUCCGAUCAUUUAUUGCAGAAAAAUCGAUGGAAAAAGAUUUUGCUGACAACCGUUCAAGCCAUGAAAGUGCUAAAGGUCAAAAUGUUCAAGGCCAAAAUGAAAAAGUAGGCAUUAGUGACAAAGUUAAAGAAGAAAGUAAUUUUUCAAAUUCUGGGUCAAACAAGAGCAUUUCGAAGAGUCAGUUGCAGAAGGAACAGCAAACCCCAGCAAAAGUUGUAACAAAGCAAGGGAACUUGGAAAACACUAGAGGUAACACUUCAGACAAGCAAAAAUGUGAUAGUCCUAAAGCAGGAAAAUCAGUGAAAUCUAAAGACAAGCCGUCCGAGAGACGCCUAGAAAUUAAAUCUGUGGUAGCCUCUGUUCUUCCUGUUCAUGAAGAGGAAGAGGACGAUGGAUAUGUUGGACUAGAUUUCAGUAAUAAUAGGAAACCUGAAGAUGAUUCAUUAGAGGAGCCCCCUCCAUCUUCUGAUGUGGACAAUCUACGCCCUCUUCCAGUACGUAGUGAGAUAGGUGGUCUAGAAGGACCUUUCUCCAAAGUUACUAUAAAACGUCUCGUGUCUUUGCCAGCAGGGGAAAACAGUAAAUCAGAAGAUGGCGGGGAUAGACAAUUACUCUGUCGAAAAGCCAGCGCUCCGGCAAUUGGACAGUACAACCAGAAAUUAGUAUCAAAUGUUAGAAUGUCUCCGGUGCGUAAAGGAAGUGUAUCUUCACUUGGGGAAGAGUCGACAAAUGCAAAGAGUGAAGAGGGGUCGGGUGAGUCAGCGGAAGGGCAGGCUAAUGGUGCUGCAGGGACUGGACAAAGUCCAAUUGGUUCAGAACUUCACAAACAGAAGAGUAUGCCGUGCAUGACUCUGCCAGUAGCUGAUGAGGCACCAGCUCCAAGUGUGGCUAUAGGUAUGGCUGGCUUCUUUAAUAACCCCAGGAGUCGUCACAGUUGUUCGGACCUCACAGGGGCAUAUGAGCAGAUGACUUACCCAUCAGGAAAUAAUUUAGAAUCUGGUCACCAGCAGUCGUCCUCACAACAACAACUUACACCUCCUGGUUGUGCACAGUUAAAUUAUGCUUCACUGGAUUUAGGGUCUUCAGAGACUGUCGAUAGUAAUGACCCAAAAUCACCUCGUAUAAAGAGUCGGCAUUCAUCUGCUGAUGAACCAGCAUCGGGUCCGACAUUAUCAUACGCUCAAAUAGAUUUUAAAAAGUCAGAAAAUCUCAAGAGUGCUUGUAACAAGGAUGUAUUGUUUUCUUUUGAUUGAUUGAGGCUUUACUUAGGUGUAAAACAUUUGAAUGAAUGUGUGUAUGUAUUGGUGAAAAUUCCAGUAGAGACUUCGCACUUAUUGCCAACCCUACUUUCAAUAUAUAUAUUAUUAUGCUACAAAUAUAUAGAGUAUGGGGUUGAAAUUGGUCCCAAAUCCCUGUGCAUAUUCCCCAAUGGAGGAGGACCUAAGAUGUUGUAAGCCACUAGCAUUUUGUAAAUACUUAUUUCAUUAUUGGUUAUAGCAAUUGAAACAUCUUAUGAUUAAUAAUGAGGACUUGCAUUUUUUUUGUGUGAAAGAGAAGUUGGCAAAUGUGUACCAGUGGUGUCCAAUGUGUCUUGCUGUCUGUGAGAUAUAACAUCAUGGCAGUCCUGUUAUACCUGAGUUAUACCUGAGAUAUAUAUUAUCUGUGUGAUAUGUAAUUUACUACUUUUUAUCUUUAAGUUUUAAAGGAAAUACCAAAUUAGGAGUAAGUUACCAUAUGUAUCGUGCAAUAAGUAAAUGCCAACCCUCUUCUUUGAGUGAAAAGUUUAUUUGCUACCCCCCCCCCCCCCCCCCCAAAAAAAAAAACCCCAAACAACGGCUUAUUACAAGAUAGACAUGGUAUUAUCUACAAUAAUUAUGAUUGAAAUUUAAUAUUUUUCACCAAAGUUCUGCAUCCUUUUGAUUCUGUAAUAUGGUGUAAAGAAAAAACAAAAUUUUGGAACGUUCAAAUUUAUAAAACUAUGAAUUUAAGAUGGAAAAGAAUGAGUUUUAACAACUAUGUAAAGUAUUGUUAAGCAGAUUUUAAUUGAAUUUCCACUAAUUGAUCAAUGUUGUUCAGAGUAACUAAUUAUGUUAAUUAUGCUGUCAUUUUAAGAGACGGCGAGAUUUAUAGUGCUAUAUGAUUAAUUAGUUUACGUAAUUCCGAUUGGACUUAAGAUACGUUUCCAAGGUUUGCUUAGCAUGAGGUAUUAUUGAUAUAUAUGUGUUUAUUUGGGUAUUUAUUUUUUGUUAUAUUGUGACGUAUUUGAUACAUACAAAAUAAAGUAUGAUAUACGCGAGUAUGGUCAUGAUGAGUGCAAGAAUAGAAUUCCUAACAGCCAAAUCUCGCCACUGCUUGGAACUUUUAGAUUUCUUAAAUGGAAUUUAAUACUAUAUCUUCUAGUUGUUAAAUUCUAAGCACUAAAAUAUUUUGCGGGUGUCCCUGUCGGACCAAGUUAGCGGGUAAUAAAGGUUUCACAGAACUAAAUAUUUCACGGGUGUCCCUGUCGGACCAAGUUAGCGGGUAUUCAAUUUCAUGCAGACAAGCCUUGUAAAGGUUCUAUAUAUUUGUUUGUACAUAGAUAUUCAUUGGGUAUUUCUUUUCGCGUUACAUUUAAUGUCUGUGAAUAAAGCGACAUUAAAUCCCCCAGGAAUAUAUUUCGAACUGUCCAGUAGCUAUAUAUAGGCUUUACUUUUGGAAAUGAUAAAGGUCAUGUGAUCAGAUUGAAAUCAAACAAGGUGCAUGUGUUCAUUUAUCAACGGUUGUCCUAAGGGUUCUGACUAUCUCUCGCUCAUUUUCUUGUGGUCGCUUUCUCAAAGAGUUGAUCAGCUGUAUGAAGAUAGCAGAAAUUCUUGGUUGAUAUUUUAUGGAUAACUAUAUACAAAUAUAAUGUGUGGUAAAAAUGAAAUAUUAUAAAGCAUGUUUUUGUAAGAUUUUUCUGAAGCAAUGUUGACGAACAAACUAGUUAGCAGUUGUAAAUUGUUGAGAAAUAAAAGUAUUUGAUAAAUGUUUACCAGAUUGCAGAUUACUCGUGAAAAUGUGUUACAGGAAACAGCAUGGUUACCUCCCUUUGUUAAAAACUGAUUUUCACCUUUUGAUAUAAAAAUACUUGGUUGUGAACACCAAUGAUCUGGUAUUUCAUGAUAUUAAUUAACAGAAUACUAAAAUGAAAUCAUAGAGUCAUUAAAAUUGUAAAUGAUAUUUUAAAAUAGAAAAUUUGAAUAUUUCAUUAAUUUCUCAUUUGAAUUCUAGGCAAGGAUAUGAAUUAAUACACAAUUCACAUGUUCAUUAUGUUAGGAGAAUAAAAAGGGAAAUAACUCUUACUUAAUUCACAGGUAUCAUGUGAAAGGUGACAUCUACCCUUAAGUCACUAAUAAACAGCAAAUUAAAGGGAGAUAAUACAGAAAAUAGUUCCAUGAACAUGAUAUAACUUUAAUGACAUCCUAAGUAUAAAGUCAAUGAAAAUAUGAACACUGUAUUCAGUGGUUUUGACCAGCUUAAAAAUAUUUAAAUUAUUGGGGCAUGUGAUCAUGAGCAUCUGUAAAGCUGACCCAAAAUUUAGAUACAGAUAAGAAAUGAUAGGUAUUUAAUUAUAAUGUUUUAUGUAAAUCUAAACAUACAUUAUCUACAUACUAUUACUAAUGCUAAGUAAAAUACAUAUCUAAUUUAGCACUGCAGCUAUUUAUAUUAUGUUAGAAUUCAGGGAUGUUCCAUUCAGUGGUUUUCUUGACUCUUUCAAAAUUCAUUUUAAAACUGCUGAAGUGUUUUUACUGCUUAUUCAGCAGAAAAAAAACAUUGUACAGUAAACAUCAUCCAAGGGGAAAUGUUACCCAGUGAAAUCUUGUUGGAUUUGGUUGUUAUUUAUUUGGUAUUUGCUGUAGAAUUGAAAAACAAAUUGUACAUAUUAUCAAAAUGCUAAAUCCAAAAAUGCCACAAUCAUUUUGAAUGAGCUUUAAUGUGUAUAUAUGUAAAAGCUAUUUUAAACUUUUUAUCAUGUGUAUCGCAUGGGUUUGUUAGAAGACAUUGUUAUAGGUGUCAAUUAUGAUGUUAAUGAGUCGCCACACAUACAUGUGUUAUAGGCAGGAAUUUAAUGUUGAGAUGUUUGCUGUUGUCGCUAUGUUUAUCUGUGAUUACCUAUGACAAUUGUUACCUUUAUAGGUCAAUGGGGAGAGACCACAGUCUCUGUGGUCCAAAUUUUAGGUCUACGUGUACAUUCUUUAUGGGCCAAGUCUCCAUUGAGGAGGGGUAGUCUUAGAUUGAGAGUCUCUAUGAGCCAGUCCAAGUAUAAUUUCUGGGUGAAUUGUAGGUUGGACGUUUCUACGGGUUAGUCCCUUGGUUUAAAGACUACUUAAGUGUAAUGUCUCUAUGGGCAAGGCUUGAGCCUGUAUUAUAUAAAAGCCAGUCUGGGCAAAGUCUCAAAAGUUAGGUCUAGAUUCUCUCUGCAUAUACCAGUCUAUAUGGGUAAAUCUAGGAUAGAAUUUAUUGUCCAGUGUUAGGUUCAAGUCUUCAGUAUCUAUGGGUGAGUGUUUAGCCUAUAACAGACCCUAUGGUUCAGUCUCAGGUUGACGUUCUAUGUGCUAGUCUUUGUUCUAGAAUCUCUACAUAUGCCAUUCUAAAGACUAUAUAUGACCAGUCUUAGUUCUAAAAUAUCUAUGGAUCAGUCUAUGGUCUAGUCUCUAUCGGGCAGUCUAAUAUAUAUAGUCUCUAUGGGCCAAUCUAAGGACUAUGAUUUAUAUGGCCCGAUCUGAGGUCUGUAGUCUCUAUGGGCCAGUGGAGGUUGUAUAGACUUGAGGGGCCAUUCUAAUGUUUAUAGAUUCUAUGGUCAAUCUAAGGGCUGUGAUUUCUAUGGCCCGAUCUGAGGUCUGUAGACUCUAUGGGCCAGUGGAAGGUGUAUAGACUUGAGGGGCCAUUCUAAUGUUUAUAGAUUCUAUGGUCAAUCUAAGGGCUGUGAUUUCUAUGGCCCGAUCUGAGGUCUGUAGACUCUAUGGGCCAGUGGAAGGUGUUUAGACUUGAUGGGCCAUUCUAAUGUUUAUAGAUUCUAUGGUCAAUCUAAGGGCUGUGAUUUCUAUGGCCCGAUCUGAGGUCUGUAGACUCUAUGGGCUAGUCAAAGUGUAUCUAUGGGCCAGUCUAAGAUUUGUAGACUCUAUGGGCCAAUUGAAAGUCUAUAGCAUCUAUAGGCAAGUCUUAUGUGUACAGUUUUUAUGGCAGAGUCUUCGGUCUAUAGUAUCUAAGGACGAGUCUCAGGUUUAUAACAUCUAAUGAUCUAUAUAUAUAUAUGGGCAAGUCUUCGUAAAGCGUAGAAGCAGUGUACAUGUGUUUGGGUUCCUCUGAGAAGGCAUAGUGUGAUAAGAGCAGAUUAAUUUGAUUCUUUAUGGCAAUCUAAUUAUAAUGUUACUGUUAUACAUUGCCUCUGCUACAUACUACAGGUGUACAUAGUACAUAGACACUUAAUUUGCACACCUUUCAUAUCCAUGGCUCAUUCAGAAUACCGAGGGUAUAUGCCAACCCCCUGUGCUAUAUGUAGUUCAAAUGUGGUACUCGUAAUCAGACAUUAGAUUUCACCUCACAUUUUACACUGAGAAAAAAAUCUCCAGAGAAAAUACUCAAUAAUGAGAUGUUGGAAGACAUUGUUAUAAGAACUACCCGGUUCUAAAUAUUUUUUUUUAUAUUAUAUUGAGUAUUUUAUGAAAUAAAUGAUUUUCCUCCUGUCUUGUUCAAAUAUUUCUAUGAAGCAUACCUUGUUCAUUUUUCUGCGCUGACUGCAGUAGUUAUUUUUUUAAUCAUCAAAGUUUUGUUUUAUCUGUCUUUGUUAUUUGAACCUAUUUCAAGCAAUAAGGUUGUCGUAUUUUAAGUCUAUGCUUUUGUUUUUGUUUUUUAAAUAUUCAUUUUGUUCUUAAUCAGUGUGAAUUUGGUUUUAAUUUUCUUUUACCCUGAAAAACUGCAUACAGUAUACUUUUAAAGAAAAAAGAAAUUCAAAUGAGGUUUGAAAUGUAUUUUAUUGACCCAUUGAAUUCUAAUGUAGUGAUAAUUUUUUAAAUGUUAUUUGGCAAAAUUUCUUGUCAAUGUUAAGGGCUUUUUCUAAGGACUUUUUGGUAAUGAUAAUUGGUCCCAUUGGCAAUUGAAAUUAUUCCAUAUUUAAACCAAAUUCCCAAAUUUUGAAAUUUACUCAUAAUGACUUUUUUUCUUCACUAUCUCUGGGUUAUAUAUGUUGAUAUAAUUAUCACAUAUGAAUACAACUCCUGGAUUUUCGUGGAUGAUGUUGUGCCUUUUGUUGACGUUGAUAUGCCAAUCAACAUUACUGUUCUAUCACUAUAGGUAAACAGAUCUGUAUUGGGGCAAACGGCUGUACCAGGACAGUUUCAUCAGAAUUUAACAUUCACCAUUUUCAAAGAAUAAGAUGGAGGCAAAUUUAACAAUGUAGUAAGCAAGGAAAAAAAUAUAGAAGACAGAAAUCGCAAAUCUAAUUUUAACUCUAUUGGUUUAACAUUGGUCAUAUAAGGAAAUAUUCAGAGGUCAAGGUUUCUUCUGCUAUUAGAAGUAUUUUUUCAUUGGUUUAAAUGUUGGAUUUAUAUUCUGUGAAUAUUUUGGUCCAUUUUAUGUUGUUUUUUUCUUGACUCCCAAUUACCCAAAUCACAUCCAAAUCCAAAUAUUUAAUCUGAGUUGCUGUUCCUUUUAAAAGUGAUAAGAGCAAGGGCAACAACUCUAAUUAGAAAUUAAGAUAAGGGAGACAACUUAAACUUUUAUGUUGACAGUUUGGAAGAUAACAUCAGACUGUGCCGUGUGCUAACUAUUUAUGUAUUACUUUCAGAAUAAUCAUUUCACAGUUUUUGUGAAGUAAAAUGUUUGUAAAGCGAAUUUGUUGGUCGAAUUUUAAAAACUGUUGCAAAGUAGCUAUAUAUAUAUAUAUAUAGCCUGUUGUCAGACAUUUUGUAUUUAAAUUUGCUGGUAUUGUAGUACCUUGAGAUAAUUUUAUCUUUCACUUUGUAAUUUUAGGAAGUCACAGUGCCACUUUUCGGAAAACCUUCUGUUAAGAUUUAAGUCAUAAAUGAUAUAUAUAUUUUUGCAUGAAAUUUUAAAUUUAAGUCAAGUAAAAUUGUGCAAACCUAUUUCAUUAUUAAACACAUGCUUAUUCACUGGAUGUCAUGCGGGCAGAAUCUGGCAAAUAGGAAUCUUUUGGACAGGGUCAAAGGUAAAAUAUGGAUAUGUUACAGCUUAAUCAGCAAAGAUCUAUUAGUUUACAUCAGUCCACUUACUAUAUUCAUGAAUAUGUACUGUGCUUUCCUUCAUCUGUUUCAUACCAGUUGUACUGGUACAAAUCUGCUGUACUCGUAAUGGAAUAUGCCGUAUUAGCACUGAACUGGUUAGCAUAGUUCGACUUUUGAAACAUACUUCUUGGAUCCAAGAUGGCGGAAUAUGAUUUUAAAAAACAGAGAUUGUGAAUCUUCAUUUCCAAUGGAAUAUUAUAAAUUAUAUAUAUUUGAGUGUGUUAAGUUUUGAGAAAGAAAAAUAAAAUUUUGUUUGUUUGAAGGGAGAGAUGGCCGCCAUCUUGGGAACUUGCUUGAUAUUCAAUUGCAUUCCUUUAUGGUACCGUACGUACCUAUUUGGUACAAUUAAUACGAACACAUUAAAGGAACACAAAGUACGAAAUAUAAGUUUUAUCCUAGCUAUUGAUCAGGAUAAAUGGUAUUAUUUGCAGCAUGGUAUCUUUAAAGGUUUUACAUUCAUUGAAGUACCUGCAUUUACAUAUUUAAAUGUCAGUGAUAAAGUUCCAAGGCAGGCAUGUUAUCUUUCAAAUGUGUGACUUUUCACUUGAACUCGCACAAACACACAUACAUAUAUAUGCAAAUGUAAUCCCAGUCUAGAUCAAUGCCACGUUAACACAUGCAAUGCACAUGCUACUUAGAUUUGACAUAAUUUCUUGAUAUUUUUGGUAGGAUAAUCUCUGUUAAAUCCGUACUGGCAUAACAGAACCAGCCGAUUUGUGACGAGUGGACUUUUUUUACGACUGUUGCAAACGUUAUUGGGAUAGAGAAAAUGGUAAUUAUUUAGAUCAGGGUAAUAAAUAUUCUUUCAUAGCAUUCAAUCUGGAACGUUCACACUUUUCGUAAACAAGAAAUAAUCGGGAACAUUCGGCAGUUUCUGUAAACAAGAUUUCUUUUUUUACGGAAAGUGCCGAAGGUUCACAAUGGACAUAGCAUUAAUUUAUGCAUUACUUACUUAACCACACAACAUUUUGACCCCAGACAUGAAUCAGUGCAUGUUAUGUAAAAUAGUGGUAUUUACUUAUUGAGCAAAACGUUUUUGAAUUACUCAUACCAUGGAGUCAUGGACUUAAAUUACGAUUGAAGUUUGCGCUUCUAAGGACUGUGUUUAAUAAUCACAUUCAAAUGUAACGUUACCAUUUUGUGUGAGGUGUCCCAUUGUUAAAUUUGUUACAUUAUUGUUAAAUAUAAUUGUUGUCGUGGCUGUGGUAGUCGGCUAUAUAUAUAUUUAACUUUUUUGAUUUUUGUUCUUGCAAUUUUCUGUCUUCAAAAGGUAUGUAAAUCUAGUGUUGUUAAGUGAUUUGGUCAGGAAUCCAGGUUUUGGCCGUGCCUUAUGUAUACAUAAUGUAUUGAUAGGGUAUCCAGUGCCAUCAGAGGAGGGUAAAUGGUACUUGUUUCGAGCUAUCGAAGCAAAGUCAAUGCUAAAGGUUUUCUCUGGAGGUGAGAUUGUGUCAUGUUAAAAGUUAAUGUUCAUUGAACAUGAAUAAAUAAAAUCUAUGUAUACCUUA
This is a messenger RNA of Pecten maximus, 12727 nucleotides long. Its product is annotated as insulin receptor substrate 2-like. Gene Ontology annotation, molecular function: insulin receptor binding; phosphatidylinositol 3-kinase binding. The transcript has 10 exons. Gene Ontology annotation, cellular component: cytosol; plasma membrane. Gene Ontology annotation, biological process: insulin receptor signaling pathway. NCBI's taxonomy places the organism in Eukaryota, Metazoa, Mollusca, Bivalvia, Pectinida, Pectinidae. The record is from RefSeq and is a predicted model, not a curated record. Bases 483 to 5213 code for a protein of 1576 amino acids.